Messenger RNA from Striga hermonthica, 255 nucleotides. Lineage: Eukaryota; Viridiplantae; Streptophyta; Magnoliopsida; Lamiales; Orobanchaceae. The record is from the annotation of a GenBank genome assembly.
AUGGGUGCAGAGGACAAUCAGCAAGGAGCAGAACUCGAAUUAGCGAUAUCUCGUACCGUUCCAAACCCAAACCCUAAUUCGAUUACUGAAGCUCAAUUCGCAGCUUGGAAACUCCGAAAGGUUGCCGACACAUCUGCCAGAAAAGCUGAAGCGGAAAGAAAACGUGCUGAGGACAUAGCUUCAGGACUGGUUCAAAUGAACGGUCGUGAGCUUUUUGCGCACGAGCCUUGGGUUUUUGAUAACACCCGUUAUUAA